CACAAAACUCGACAGCAACCAUGGCCGACGAAGACGAGGACACAUCGUACAUGCGCGCGCCAGACGCCGGGGACGUCGACCUCACAGAAGAAACGCAGGAUUUUCGCUUCCUGGACAAGCUAAUAGGGCAAGACACAGAACAAACAACCCUUCCCAAGCGCGGCCUGAAGGACUUUGAAUCCCAUGCGACGAAUCUCCAGCUCGAAACGCUCGAGGCCUCGCGCCGCGCUAUGCACGGCGUGCUGUCGUGGCAGCGCAUUCACACGCAGAAAAGCCAUGUGCUGGCCCGGUAUGAUCCGGAGACUAAUAUGGCGGUUGUGGAUAAAGUCAAGGGGCCGAUGUUCCUUACUAUUGGCCGCUCCAUGGGCGGGAAAGAGUGGUUACUGCCCGAGGAAGCGCUUUUCUUGAUCGAGAGGGGCACGUUGGAUUGUCGGUGGCCGGUGAAGCGCACGGAGGGGGAUGAGGAGGAGUAUAAGAUGGAGGAUGGCGUGCCGAUGAGUCUACAGGCGGCUUAUGCGGCGUUCAUUGGGUGCGAGGAUGGCGUGGGUGGGAAACUGACGCUGGAGAUGUACAACGUAUACGCGGGGCUUAAAAGGUCUGGCUAUGUCGUCUUCCGGACGGGAACUUGGGACGACGAGCGAGGCGAUCUGCUGCUUCCCAGCGACAACGCACCAGCGCAAAGCACCGCAAAAGACGGGGUAUUCACACGUUUCUUCUCCGAAAUCUGGCGCCGAAUCAGCCAACCAACUCACGAACUCGCACCUGCCAACCUCGCCUUCGGACCCCUCGUUAAACCCGGCCUCUACAGAAACUACAGCGACAUCUACCGCCUCGUCCAAAUAAUCCCCACACACAACCGCACCGCACCACCGUCCUUCACCCUCCCGCCCUCGUCCGACAACCCCUUCCGCGUGCACUUCAACCUGUACCGCACGAGCGCCAAGUUCCGCAAGAGCGCCCCCGGGACCCCUGAUUUCCGCAUCUGCGUCAUCAACGCGCGCGAGGCUUCGAUCCCUACAGGUGCUGAGCUGAACGAUCUGCUCGCACAGGUGCCCGAAGAUAGACCCAAGGCGACGGAUCAACCGUAUCAGAAACUCAAGCAUGGGCAUCGGAAUGUGCUGCUUGCUGUUGUGGAUAAUGGCGUGCCGAGUUAUGUUAGGGUUGCGGAUUCGCCGUUUGCGGAUGUGAAGCUUUAUGAGCGGACGGGGAGGGGGCCGAGGGGGAAGGGUGGACGGGGGAGAGGAGGUGGAAGAGGGCGAGGGAGGGGGAGGGGACGGUGA
Molecule: messenger RNA, 1280 nt
Organism: Dothidotthia symphoricarpi CBS 119687
Lineage: Eukaryota; Fungi; Ascomycota; Dothideomycetes; Pleosporales; Dothidotthiaceae
Exons: 2
Coding region: 21-1280 (419 amino acids)
Biological process (GO): tRNA-type intron splice site recognition and cleavage
Cellular component (GO): tRNA-intron endonuclease complex
Source: RefSeq, a predicted model, not a curated record